Molecule: messenger RNA, 2116 nt
Organism: Brienomyrus brachyistius
Lineage: Eukaryota; Metazoa; Chordata; Actinopteri; Osteoglossiformes; Mormyridae
Product: CD276 antigen homolog
Exons: 4
Coding region: 283-783 (166 amino acids)
Biological process (GO): immune response; cell surface receptor signaling pathway; negative regulation of T cell proliferation
Cellular component (GO): external side of plasma membrane
Source: RefSeq, a predicted model, not a curated record
CAUCACUGGACACACACCCAUGUACAAUGGGCAAUUCAGACACAGUCACCUGAAUCCAUUUUUUCAUAAUUUGGAAGGAAUGCAUGAGCUCAAAUAAAACACAAAGUGUAAUACGCACUGCGUCCUUACGUCACAAUGCACAGCGUAACACGUAAUACGUGCUUACAGGAUUUUGGAGAAACAGGAAACAUUUGUCUAAAGAACAAACAAGAUUUAUAUAUCAUUUUAGUUAAAUAUAUGAUAUAUAUUUAAACUGUAUUAAAAGGAGACUAUUUCUACAUAAUGUGGACUAGAUGUGGCUCUUCCUGGUUGUGGUUCCUGACAUUCCUGUCUCACCGAGUCCUGGCAGGUGAGCUGGUGGAUGGUUACAUGGGGGGGCACGUCCUCCUGCCCUGUGUCGGUGGUCCCAGCAAUACAACACCGCCAACUGUCCGUUGGCUGUUUGAGGGCAAUAGGAAAGUUUACAGUGUUAUAAAGGGGGCCGACGAUCUACAUAACCAGGAUCCCCAGUUCAAAGGCAGAACAAGUGCUUUUCCUGCAGAGUACAACAAGGGCAAUUUUUCCCUGCUUCUUACUAAUCUUAGCAGCACUGAUGCUGGACAGUAUUCAUGCUACAUAAUCAAGGCAAACAUUCAGCGUGACGUUACCCUGCAAGUCAAAGCUAAACCCACCACUGACAUAAUGACCCCCGGAGACUCAGACAGCACUGAUGACAGGACUCCAAAGACGCCUCUCCUUCUGCUCUCCCUGCUUGGAUCAGUGUUCCCAAACCUUUAUAGAUAGUCCGCACCCCAAAGGGGGUGUCCCCUGUCUUCUGCCCUGUGCCUCCUGAUACAGACUCCAGCCCCCCCACAACCCGGCAUUGGAUCAGGGACUGGAAGGUGGAUGUAAACAUUCAGGAAUAAUCAGAGACCCUUUGCUUUGUCAGUAUAUAUGUGACUUUUUGCUUGGUUGAGCAGAUUGUAAUUGUGUCCCUAUGCUUAGGGAAUAGGACACUGUGCAUCAUCUGUCUCUGUGCUGAUUGACUAAAUGAAUGAUUAACAUGUGAUCAGAUCAUCAUCAUCAUCAUCAUCAUCAUCGGAACCCUUUAUUGCUGAUGCAAUAUACCAUGGCACCAGUCACAAGUACCGGUGAAGAGCAGGCCAUCAACCGACCUUACAUAUACACAGACAUCACAGUAGGGGGAAGACCGGCCGGGAGACAGGGGAAGUGAGAAGAAUAGAAACAAGAUAACAUGGUGGGAGAGGAGGAGAAUAAAAAAACACCCCCCAGAAUGCACUCCAGUAGGGAGUACAUUGUGGGAACCGAAAAAAACACCUCAGCAACAUAAGCACAUGGGCACUACACCUUACAUAAAAAUGACACGACUUGCAACGGGUAGCGGAAAGGGGUUGUGGAGGUGACCCAGCAGAGACAGACAGCCAUCCGGUCCUGCUGCCAUAGAAACGGCGCUGGUCAGACCCGCCUGUUCACGCUGGGGGUAUGAAGCGGCGGAGGCGUGGGAUGGGGUGAGGGUAAGUCCUUGGGAUUGGGGGAGAGGAAUGCAAGAGAGUCUCACUGCCUUGUUCUUCUGGGGGAGUUGUUAGUUCCAGCAGCAGCCUUGGCCAAGGCCAGUGCUGAUAUGGGGGAGCCAAAUACUUGAUAGAAUAAGGUUGUUUGGGUUUCCAUGCGGGGAGCUGAAAUUUCCAGCUCCUCUAAUGUCCACAGAGUGUGGUCUGAGAAUCAGAUUUUCGAUAUGAAAAUACAGUUAUGUUUGAUUUAUUAUGUUUAUGCAUUAAAAAUGACAUAAACAAAUGUGUAUAAAAUUAGAUAAACUUCUUUGAUCCUGGGGGUAAAUUCUUGUGCAUUUAGCAGCAAGGUACAUAGAGCAGUGUUUCUCAGACCAGUCCUCAGGGACCCCAGAGAGUCCAGGUUUUUGCUCCCUCCCAAUUCCCAAGGACUGGUUUGAGAAACACUGACGCAGAGCACAGACAGAACAUGCAUAUAAUGCAACAGAGACAAAGUGCAAUGACAGUAUAUGUAAACGUAGUAGAAACAUUAAAAAGUACACAGUUCACAAAUAGAAUAUGCUGACAAACAGAAUAUCAAGGAAAUAAAGAAGAAGUCAGUUUGCAGA